Molecule: messenger RNA, 2214 nt
Organism: Trachymyrmex cornetzi
Lineage: Eukaryota; Metazoa; Arthropoda; Insecta; Hymenoptera; Formicidae
Exons: 1
Coding region: 1-2214 (737 amino acids)
Source: RefSeq, a predicted model, not a curated record
AUGGCGCAGUUGGAAGUGCGUAAAGCCAAGCUCGAACAUUAUUGGUCCGAAUACAAUGGAGUGCAGGCGCGGUUAGAGGCAAAUGAUGAGGCGGAAGCGGAUGAUCGGGCCGUCUUUGAGGAGGCCUUUUAUGCGUUAUCGGCAAAAUUUCGUGAAUAUCUAUCACCUCCGCCGACACCAAUGGCCUCUACCUCUUCUCUGCCUUCGACUUUUCGCGAUUCUGAUCAUGGAGCGCGCGUGCGGCUGCCGAAGUUAAACUUACCGACAUUCUCCGGCAAAUACGAUGAAUGGUUCCCAUUUUUUGACACAUUCAAUUCGGUCAUCCAUUCCAACACCUCACUUUCGAACGCGCAACGUUUUCAAUAUUUGCGCGCGUCCCUAACCGGUGACGCGAGUGCCGUAAUUAGCUCGUUAGAAAUUUCGGACGCUAACUACGACGUGGCAUGGUCAAUUCUUCGGGACCGAUAUGACAACAAGCGUGUCAUCGUCCAAAAUCACGUCAAGGCAAUAAUCGAUUUGCCAUCCAUGUCAAGGGAGAAUUCGGUUGAUCUCAGAAAAAUCUCGGACGGAGCCGCGAAGCACUUGCACACCCUUCAGGCAUUGAAACGUCCCACGACACAUUGGGAUGACCUUCUCAUUCUCAUCCUAACCUCUAAGCUUGACCCAAUCACGUUGCGCGAGUGGGAGGUGUCGUUAACGGGCAACGAGCUGCCGUCGCUUAAGCAGCUGUUAGAUUUCGUCGCUCAUCGAUGUCAGGUACUUGAGGCUACCGCAAAGCUCUCCGGCACCGCUCUUACAAAAAGAGCAGAGUCGAAGUCGCAGCCGAACGCUAAGCGGUCUUCUUCGUGCGCGGCUACCGUCAAAUCUAAAUGCCAUUUUUGCCAGGGCGACCACGCCAUUUACUAUUGUAAAAACUUUGUCGCACUCCCGGUCUCUCAGAGGGCCGCGGAAAUUCGCAGUCGCAAGUUAUGCGCCAAUUGCUUGCGCUCCACCUCUCAUGCUUCAAAUAAAUGCACCUCUGGUCAAUGCAAGGUGUGCCAUUUAAAGCACAAUACGCUCCUUCACGCGUCCGCAGCUGCAGAGUCACCUGCCAGUGAUCCUGUCAAGGAAACCACGUCUAAGGUAGCCAAUUCUACCUCGGUAUUGGCAACCCACUCAGGGGGGGGACUCGGCGAUGAGUCCGUCAUGCUCUCAACUGCUGUAGUACACACGUACAAUAGUGAGGGGUCGUCUAGAUUGUGUCGAGUCUUGUUGGAUUGUGGAUCUCAAGCGAAUUUCGUAUCUAAGAGAUUAGUAGAGUCACUUGGUUUACCGACGCGCCCGCUAGACGUAACAAUUUCAGGCGUCAAUGGAACGGUAGCCAUAUCGAAUCGCAUAGUUCAAGUCAAGUUGCAAUUGCGAUUCAGCUCGUACAACGCGGUUAUCGACUGCAUCGUCGCGGAUCGGGUCACUGACAAAAUUCCAGCAUUCUCUUUAAGGCGAGACAAGUUUGAAUUUCCACGCAACAUUCGCCUCGCCGAUCCGCAAUUCCACGUCUCAUCGGAUAUUGAUCUUUUGAUCGGAGCAGAGAUCUUUUGGAGCCUCCUAUGCGUCGGUCAGGUUCAGUCUUCGGAUAGGCACCCCACGCUCCAAAAGACGCGUUUGGACUGGAUAUUGGCUGGACGUUUGGGUGUCUACACGCCGGUUAGCCCAAGGAUCCACUCAUGUCACGCAGCCAUUAGCAAUUCCGAGUUGCAUGAGCAAGUCAAUCGCGCUUGGGAAAUGGAUAACGUAUUCGCGCAAGGCAAUAACUACACAAUGGAGGAAAGCGCCUGCGAGCGUCACUUUCUAGACAAUGUAUCGCAGGAUCCUUCAGGUAAAUACACGGUCAGACUCCCGGUCAAGGGGCAGGUUUUAAGCAGCCUCGGCGAUUCGCGCGAGGUAGCCCUCAAGCGUUUGAAGGGUAUUGAAAAGCGCUUUAAGCGCAGCCUAGUCCUCAAGAUGCAAUACACGGCCUUUAUUGAUGAAUAUCUAUCAUUAGGGCACAUGCGACAGUUGGAUUCCCCCGCAGCCGAGGAAAUCAUAUGCUACUAUCUCCCCCAUCAUUGUGUAUUUAAAACAAGCGGGCAAGAAUCAAAAAUUCGAGUUGUUUUUGACGCUUCUUGCCGCAGCAGUUCCGGCAUAUCUUUAAAUGAUGCGCUCCUGGUUGGCCCAGUCGUGCAGCGAGAUUUGUGA